AUGUCCUUAUUCGGCGCGCCUCCCGCUGCGGAGGCGCCUAAUCAAACCCACGCACCAUCCCACUCGCGUUCCAACUCGUUUUUCCAUGGCCGCCGCCAUUCGCGCUCCUCCUCCCUCGUCUUCAAGGAUUUCCCCCCGCAAAUCUCGCACCAGCGCGAUCCGUCCUUUGCCGAAUGGACCGGCGGGAAAGACCCCCGCACAUUGGCACCCUCCUCAUCCCCUCCGCAACCCACCGUUCCGCCGCAGGAACUGUCAGACUCAUGUCCCCUGGACUCCACUUCCCCUCUGCCAAACCUCUUUCCCCUUAAGGAGCUGCAGCAGGCGCCUUCCCCUCCGUCAUUGCCGCAAUUAGGCAAGGUGAAGGAGCAAUGGCGGUCCAUCUCAAGCCUCUCUCUCCCUCGCGCAUUUUCCGGCCGCCUAGAGCACCUCGCCAUCCCCUCCCCCUCGGUCGAUCACGCUUCUAAGAACCGCCCACAUCCCUUCUCUCUCUUCCUCUCCUCGCUUCACGAUUCCCCGUCCGAAGGCUCCGCAGAGCCUUCCCCCGCGUCGCUUAUUAACUCCCCGAACUUCCCCAACUCCCUCAUUUCCCCCGACUCUCUUAAUUCCCCAUGUUACUCCUAUUCCACCUCGACUAGCUCCGCAGCUUCCACGCCUUUCGGCGGGCCGCCUUCGCUUUCAUCCCUCACCACCACCCCUUCCUCCGCCUCCCCUUCCUCUUCCACCUGGUCAGACCUCUCCCCCUCCGUCGCCUCCUCUUGCUCCUCCGCCGCUUCCCCGUAUCCGUUGCUCCGCCUCGCGCUCGACAGCCCCUCGGCGCGAACCCCCUCCGUGCGGAGCCCUUCCGCUUCCGCCAAGGGCGCAGCCGCGCGCCUCUUCGACAGCCCGCGCAGCCGGUGCCAGAGCCCGCUAAGCCAGAACAGUUUUCCGCCGUCGCAUCUGCAACCCUCCGCCCACCAUGGCGCGUUUCCGCGCUCGGGGAGCGGCGGAGCCGCUGCGCCCAGCCUUCUCGGGGGAGCCGCCAGCGCCUCCGCGUGUGCCGAUGGCGCUGUUAGCGGUAACAUGCUGACUAGUCCUGCUGCCGCCGGCGGGAGCCCGAGUGGCGGAACAUGUAGCGCCCAAAUGAAUGAGCGAACGGAAAGCGCGGGGGAUAUCACAAGUGGGAGCAGCGACGGCUCUUAUCCUCAAACUGGUCGCUCCUCUGCUGACACGUGUCAGGAAUCAACGGCAGAGCUUGACCGCGGGUUGACGGACAUGGCGGCUGCAGCCGCCAUUGCUGCUGCCGUUGGCGGGCCAUGGGUGGCAGCGGAUCGAUUCCGAGUGGAGAGCAGCGCAGCGGCAGAAAGGCGGGCGGAACGCCAUCACCGCCGCAAACAGCAGCAUCAGCAGCAGCAGCAGCAGCAGGAACCGCAGCGGCAGCAUGAUAGGAAUGCGGGGACUGAGACGGAUAGCGAUGAUCCCGGAAGGAGGCGGCGGUCGAAGGAUGGCAAUCGCAGCGGAAGCGGGAGUGGUAGUGAAGGAGAGGCGGGCAGCAGUGCUUUGGAGGAUGUUGCAAGUGCAGGGUUGACUGGGCGUGUGUUGGGUGGUCGUGAGGGAGUGCCAGACAAGAGCAGUGCGGCCUUGGAAGAGAACAGGAGGGGGGGAGUUGCAAUGGAGAGGAGUAAAGGGCCUGAGGGCACGAUGAAGGUGGGACGAGGGAGAGAGAAGCAGAGUGAGGGGAGGAGUUCGGCAGGGCAGGUGGUGGAGGAUCAGGUGUGGGAGGUGACCGCAUGCUUGCAACCCAAAACACUGUAA
Closterium sp. Naga37s-1 is the source of this 1791-nucleotide messenger RNA. The record is from the annotation of a GenBank genome assembly. Lineage: Eukaryota; Viridiplantae; Streptophyta; Zygnematophyceae; Desmidiales; Closteriaceae.